AUGUCGCGCCCGUCCGAGUCCGAGUCUGCGCCCCUCUUGAGCGACCACGACGCCUCGCCCGCAGACGACUAUUCGCGCCCUAUAAACGGUGACGCCCGCAUUGCGUCGCGUCUGCAGAGAUACGCGAAGAUCCUCAGAGUCUCUGGACUCGUUCUGUCAAUUUUGGGGCUCGUUUUGAUUAUUGCGUUUAUUGUUUUGGUUAAAAUUGCACCGCUUUCGAAUUCAUCUUGGAGGUACAGAGCCGAGGAAAACGUGAUUGGAUGGUACAUCGCCUCUGUGAUCACAGCCAUUAUCAUCCUCUGCGCCCCCCUCCCUGCGCUGGUCAGCUUCGCGAACGACGUUACGUUCCUGGUGGGCUUUAUCGUGUCCUCGGUGCAGUGGAUCGACAGUAUGCCGUUGAGCGACUGUAAUGGCCAAUACGACUGGCGCACCAAGAAAUGGACGCCGCCGCAUCCCAAGUGCAAGGAUUACCAGCUGAUUAUUAACAUCAUCAUGGGCUUCGUAGCUGCUUUUGGGAUUCUACUCGCCACCUCCUACGCCCUCCUCCUAGUCAUUCGCGUGUACAAUGUGUUCAGGUCCAAAAGCUGGAGGAGCAAGCUCCCUGGCUCUGGCGAGAUCACAUGGACAGUCAGCUUGAACGUCCUCACAGACGGCCAUGAGCGAACAUACGGGUUCUCCGUCGGCGCCAAGGCAGAUUCAAAACCUACCCAGGGACCUGUGCAUCUGUAA
Messenger RNA from Psilocybe cubensis, 729 nucleotides. RefSeq lists its product as uncharacterized. The transcript has 3 exons. NCBI's taxonomy places the organism in Eukaryota, Fungi, Basidiomycota, Agaricomycetes, Agaricales, Agrocybaceae. Bases 1 to 729 code for a protein of 242 amino acids. The record is from RefSeq and is a predicted model, not a curated record.